AUGUGGGCCCACCCUUACCGGAAAGAUGACGUGGAGUCCGCCCGGCAGCCGCUCUACCCGAUGAUGCUCGAGAGCCCCGAGCUCCGGUGGUCUUUCAUCCGCAAAAUAUACUCCAUCGUCAGUGUUCAGCUGCUUCUCACCAUCGCCGUCGCUGCUCUUGUGGUCACCGUUGAACCGAUUUCGCAUUUCUUCUCCGCCACUAGGGCUGGUUUGGUGGUCAACAUUAUUCUGAUCAUCACCCCUUUUGUCGUUCUGUGCCCGCUGUAUUCCUACUAUCAGAAGCAUCCCGUGAAUUAUAUCCUCCUUGGGGUGUUCACCGUGUCGCUUGCAUUUGCUGUGGGGUUGACUUGUUCGUACACCAGUGGUGAGCAUUUGCUAAUCCUCUUUAAGUUUCAUUGGAUAUAA
This is a messenger RNA of Striga hermonthica, 405 nucleotides long. The record is from the annotation of a GenBank genome assembly. Lineage: Eukaryota; Viridiplantae; Streptophyta; Magnoliopsida; Lamiales; Orobanchaceae.